AGGAGAACAUUGAUUAUCAGAGUGCAAUUAGACAGGAAGUACUAGUCUAAAGUUCAUGUUCGUGGAAACCCAGUGGACUGAAAGAAGCUCCAAACAUUCAAGGAGAGGGACGCAGGAGAACAUCUGAGGUCUGCAUGCUGGAGUCUUUUAGGGCACAACUUUAAUUAGUGGAGGGAAUCAGAAAACUGAGCUGACAGGGUGAAGAUGGACAUCCUCGAGACUGAUGCCUAUGACAAGCGGCAGAGGAGAUAUAUGUCCUGUGCCCUCCUUUUCUCUCUCUUGCCUUUCUUUUUGUCGUCUGCUUUAUACUUCUACCUCUGGACUCCUGAACUUGUCCCAUCAUUAGUGUCUGCAGGGGUCAAAUCAGCCCCGACUCUUCUUUUGGCUGCAGCGGUCCUGAGCUGGAAUGGAGGACAGAGUCUCUUGGGUGUGGCAGGAGGACUGAUCUUCUCCGCCGUUGGGGACUGCUGCUUAAUAUGGCCCGAGCUUUUCAUUCAUGGAAUGGGCGCCUUCGCUGUGGCUCACCUGCUCUACUCUGUCACCUUUCUAUCCAGUCGAUAUGCAACAGACUCUGCCUCCACCUUGAACCGUCUCCUGUAUCUGAUCCUUCUUAUCGUGGGGGGAGCUUUCUACAUCUAUCUUUUUCCUUUCCUACAGAAGGCACCAAACCCUGAUCUACUGACUCCCGGUGUGGGCAUCUACUUCAUCCUUAUUACUGUAAUGGCUGCAUUGGCCAUUCGAACCCGCCAUGUAGCCACGCUAUUGGGGAGUUUGUCUUUCAUGGUGUCUGAUGCGUCUCUGGCUCUGCAGGUUUUUAAAGUUUUGCCGCCGGUAGAGCAUGGUCAGAUCAUUGUUAUGAUAACGUAUUAUUUGGCGCAGCUGCUGAUUGCAGUGGGUGAUAUAAAAGCGGUGGAGAACAAGGAUGACUUUUCAAAGUGGAAGCGGUCCUAAGCUGGAUCCCUGAGGAAUCCCUGACCUCAGAAGUAUGUUUGACUAAAUUCAGAACAAAAGCUGUUGAUUAGAUACUAGUAAAAUUUUAGACUCUACUGAUAGUCACAGUUUUAUUUAAAAGGAAAAUAAGGAUAUUGGUGUUCAGCAUUUUCUGUGGUUUGCCAAAGUAUUCAUACCCAAUAAACUACUUUGUAUUUUAUUGUGUUACAACAAACUGUAA
This is a messenger RNA of Cyprinodon variegatus (sheepshead minnow), 1171 nucleotides long. It is a transcript of the gene tmem86b, whose product is annotated as transmembrane protein 86B. Bases 205 to 951 code for a protein of 248 amino acids. Gene Ontology annotation, cellular component: membrane. Lineage: Eukaryota; Metazoa; Chordata; Actinopteri; Cyprinodontiformes; Cyprinodontidae. The record is from RefSeq and is a predicted model, not a curated record. The transcript is spliced from 3 exons.